AUGUGGUGGUCUGGUACUGGUACAACUGGUUUCAGGAAACGUUUCUCCCAAAUGUUUGCAGGCAACUUCACCGGAAACUUCACCUUCACCCUCACGAACUCUUCAACGUGUUUGGCUGGUUCUCCUGAAAUAGGCAUUGAAGAUAAAAUGACAGAACACGCGUAUUACUUCGUUGCGAUCGGGGCUGCGGUCCUGCUCCUGGGAACGUUCCAGGUAAUGCUUUUCCUGCUAACUGCUGCGAAGCAAACAAAGAGGAUCCGGGAGAAGUACUUUCAUGCCAUCCUCCACCAGCAGAUGUCAUGGUUUGACACGCAUCCGAUCGGAGAGCUGAACAUAAGACUUACUGAUGAUAUAAACACAAUCAACGAUGGCCUCGGGGACAAAAUCUGUGUGUUUGUCCAGUUCUUCUGCACAUUUAUUGCUGGUUUCAUCAUUGGUUUUAUCUAUGGCUGGAAGCUGACGCUGGUCAUUCUUGCUGUCAGUCCCCUGCUGGCAGGAUCAGCAGCUGUUUGGUCUAUA
Molecule: messenger RNA, 519 nt
Organism: Sinocyclocheilus rhinocerous
Lineage: Eukaryota; Metazoa; Chordata; Actinopteri; Cypriniformes; Cyprinidae
Product: multidrug resistance protein 1B-like
Exons: 3
Biological process (GO): oligopeptide export from mitochondrion
Cellular component (GO): mitochondrial inner membrane
Molecular function (GO): ABC-type oligopeptide transporter activity; ATP binding
Source: RefSeq, a predicted model, not a curated record